Molecule: messenger RNA, 1750 nt
Organism: Laccaria bicolor S238N-H82
Lineage: Eukaryota; Fungi; Basidiomycota; Agaricomycetes; Agaricales; Hydnangiaceae
Gene: GOOX
Product: glucooligosaccharide oxidase
Exons: 9
Coding region: 1-1494 (497 amino acids)
Molecular function (GO): oxidoreductase activity; FAD binding
Source: RefSeq, a predicted model, not a curated record
AUGGCGCAUCGCCUUCUCUUCUUCGCAUUUUUGACCCUUUGGUCUUCGCUUGCUACCGCAAGCACCGCUGACUUGGUCUCCAGCUUGAAGGCUCUCAACUUCACUAUCGUAACUCCGGGAGAUCCCAAUUAUCCUACCGCGAGUACCGCCUUUAAUUUGCGCUAUACCUUCGAGCCCGCGGCCGUUGCGUACCCUACGAACGCUCAACAAAUUUCUGCCCUGCUGAAAGUCAGCAGGCAGUUCAACCACCAAGUCGUUGCCAGGAGUGGCGGUCACAGCUACAUAGCUAACGGCCUCGGAGGAAAGGAUGGAGUUGUCGUGGUUGACAUGACGAACUUUAUGACCGUUGCUGUCGAUUCAUCCACCGGAACAGCCAUUAUUGGACCAGGGAAUAGGCUCGGAAACGUUGCAUUGGCACUCAAUGAUAAAGGACGGGCACUCCCUCAUGGAACCUGUCCUUAUGUUGGGGUCGGAGGCCACUCAGGGUUUGGAGGAUACGGAUUCACUUCCAGGAAAUGGGGUCUUCUCCUUGACACCAUUCUAUCUAUUAACGUUGUGCUGGCUGAUGGCACGAUCGCAAACGUGUCCCAGACAACACAUCCCAACUUAUUCUGGGCUUUGCGAGGCUCCUCCGCAUCAUUCGGAAUUGUCACAGCUAUUCAAGUGAUGACCUUCCCUACGCCCUCAUCCGCUACUGUCUUUGAAUAUAACUGGAACCUCAACGCAGCGGAUGCCGCCAAAGCCGUAGGUGCGUUCCAGCACUUCGUUCAAACGAACAUACCACAAGAGUUUGCGGCGGAAAUUGUAAUUGGAAAAGGCUCCGUUCAAGGAAAUCUCUCAUGGGGACUCACAGGCGGCUGGUACGGCCCUGCGGAUCAAUUCCAGAGCGUCAUCGCUCCUUUCUUGGCGAAAGUGCCCAAACCUGCGAGCACUUCGCUGACCCCAGGUACUUACAUCAAUAGUGUGCAGUUCUUGGGCGGCUUGGGACGCUUGAACACGAGUUCGUCUCCCGACGGGCAUGACACUUUUUACGCGAAGUCGUUAAUGACUCCCGAAGCAUCCCCUAUGUCCAAUGCCGCACGUACCGCCUUUAUGAGCUACCUCGCCAAUGACGGUUUCAAUGCGACCACGGACUGGUUUGUGGAAAUCGAACUAUACGGUGGAACCAAUUCGGCAAUAAACAAUGUUCCAAUUGAUGCUACCGCCUUUGCGCACCGCAGUUCUAUGUUCACCAUCCAAUUUUACACAUCCGCUCCCGGAAAUGUUCCUCCGUUUCCCCCAGCAGGCUUCUCUUUCCUCGACGAAAUGGUGAAUAGUAUUGUUAAUAACAGCCCAAAAGGCUGGGAUUACGGGGCGUACGCAAACUAUAUUGAUGAUAGGCUUCAAAAUUGGCAACAGCUUUAUUAUGGACCACAUUACCCCAGGCUCAAAGCCUUAAAGGACCAAUACGACCCGAUGAACACCUUUUCUUUCCCCACCUCUAUUGAGGAAUGAGGCAAUUUUAACGUUAGUAUGACCGCGUUGAUUGGGACAUCGAUACCAAGACACUCAUUACGGAAUGGGACUCGUACCACGGACUGUAUGAAUUAUUUAAAGUAUUUCCUUUGUUUACCUUCUGUCACGGAGGCGUUUCUUGUGCCUUGUAGUAAAGUUCAAGUCGGGAUCAGCCUUACACGCAAAUUAUCAUCAUGCGGUUAGAGUUGUUUUUCGCAACAGCCCAAACGUUUAGUUUUAUUGUCAUUGUGCCGUG